Molecule: messenger RNA, 1924 nt
Organism: Cheilinus undulatus (humphead wrasse)
Lineage: Eukaryota; Metazoa; Chordata; Actinopteri; Labriformes; Labridae
Gene: klhl41a
Product: kelch-like family member 41a
Exons: 6
Coding region: 40-1836 (598 amino acids)
Molecular function (GO): protein binding
Source: RefSeq, a predicted model, not a curated record
UCUUUCAUCCACUUCCAGCCAGUUCCCUUCCUUUACAGAAUGGAUCCCCAGGGUUUGAGGGAAGAUCUGCGUCUUUUUCAGACCACUCUGCUACAGGAUGGACUCAAAGAGCUUCUGAAUGAGAAUAAAUUGAUCGACUGUGUGGUGAAGGUUGGGGACAGAAGCAUCCCCUGCCAUCGUCUCAUUUUGGCAGCCUGUAGUCCUUACUUCAGGGAGAUUUUCUUCUCAGAGGACGGCAAAGAAAUGGACCAAAAGGAGGUCAUUCUGGAGAAUCUCGAUCCUGGCAUUCUGGAGGCGAUCAUAAACUACAUGUACUCAGCUGAGAUCGACAUCAACGACAAUAAUGUGCAGGACAUUUUGGCGGUUUCUAAUCGCUUCCAGAUCCCGUCAGUGUUCACAGUUUGUGUGAAUUAUCUCCAGAAGAGGCUUUCAAAGGCAAACUGCCUCGCCAUCUACAGGCUGGGACUGAUGCUGAACUGUGUCAGGCUGGCAAUGGCGGCUCGAGAUUACAUUGCAGAUCGCUUUGAGAUCAUUUCGAAGGAUGACGAUUUCAUAGAGCUUGCUCCACCUGAACUCUUUGCCAUUAUUGGAGCCGAUGUGCUGAAUGUGGAGAAGGAGGAGGUGGUCUUUGAGUCCCUCAUGAAGUGGAUCAGGAAAGACAAGGAGAAGCGAGCAAAAUCCUUAGGGGAGGCCUUCGACUGCAUCCGCUUUCGAUUGCUCCCAGAGAAGUACUUCAAGGAGAAGGUGGAGAAGGAUGAGCUGAUAAAGGCAGACCCUGAACUGGUCAAAAAAAUCAAAGUGAUAAAAGAGGCCUUUGCAGGGAAGCUACCGGAGAAAAAGAAAGGAAAGGAUGAUGAGGAAGGAGAGGAGGGGAAGUUGCCUGGCUAUCUGAACGAUAGCCGCAGACAUGGUAUGUAUGCAAGAGACAUGGUGCUGAUGAUCACUGACACGGCCGCUGUCGCCUACGACGCCCAGGAGAACGAGUGCUUCCUGGCUGCCAUGGCAGAGCAGAUCCCAAGAAACCAUGUCAGCCUGAUGUCAAAGAAGAACAACCUGUAUGUGCUGGGGGGGCUAUUUGUAGAUGAAGAGGACAAAGAAACCCCUCUGCAGUGUUACUUCUACCAGUUAGACAGUCUGUCUUCUGAGUGGAUCGCUCUGCCUCCCAUGCCCUCGCCUCGCUGUUUGUUUGCUAUGGGGGAGUUUGAAAACCUCAUCUUUACUGUGGCAGGAAAAGAUUUACAGUCCAACGAGUCUCAUGACACUGUUAUGUGCUAUGACACAGAGAAAAUGAAGUGGUCUGAAGCCAAAAAGUUGCCCCUGAAAAUCCACGGCCACUGUGUGGUCUCUGAGAACGGCCUGGUGUACUGCAUAGGAGGGAAAACAGAUGACAAUAAGACGAUCAGCAAGAUGUUUGCAUACAACCACAAGAAGUCAGAGUGGAAGGAAGUGGCCUCAAUGAAAACGCCCAGAUCCAUGUUUGGUGCAGUGAUCCACAAAGGGAAGAUAAUCGUGGCUGGUGGAAUCAAUGAAGAAGGACUCACUGGGACAUGUGAAGCCUACGACUUUGGAACGAACAAGUGGUCACCAUUCACAGAGUUUCCACAGGAGAGGAGUUCAGUGAACCUGGUGAGCAGUGGAGGGCUGCUGUACGCUGUGGGAGGCUUCGCCAUGGUGGAGAAUGAAAACAAAGAGUGUGCACCCACAGAAGUCAUUGACAUUUGGCAGUAUCAAGAUGAUAAGAAAGAGUGGACAGGUAUGAUUCGAGAGAUGCGUUACGCAGCUGGAGCCUCCUGUGUGUCCAUGAGACUGAAUGCAGCCAAAAUGCCCAGACUGUAAAGUCAGUCGACAGACUUUUACUUCAUCACCGUAGGCAAGAAUAUUAUGUACAUGCUUGUUUUUAUUGACUUUGACAGGUCACAUUAGU